Chilo suppressalis (striped riceborer) is the source of this 1166-nucleotide messenger RNA. The record is from the annotation of a GenBank genome assembly. NCBI's taxonomy places the organism in Eukaryota, Metazoa, Arthropoda, Insecta, Lepidoptera, Crambidae.
AUGUAUAGUGAGCUCUUCGCAGUAACAAGCGUGCUAAUAACGGCAGCCGCUAUUUCGAUAUGGCUGAAAAAGAAACUGAGUUAUAGAGUAUGUGUGUCGAAGGUGCGAUUAGAUGGGAAGACUUGUGUAGUGACAGGUGGCACUUCAGGAAUAGGUCUAGAGAUAGCGAAGGAUUUCGCGAAACGUGGUGCUCGAGUCAUUAUAGCUUGCCCAUUCACCCCGGAGGGAAAAGAUGCAAAGGAGAAUAUUGUUAAAGACUCUGGCAAUCAGGAGGUCGUAUUCAAACAACUGAAUCUGGCGUCCUUGGAUUCCACGCGGAAUUUCGCUCUGGAAAUCUUGCGAACAGAACAUAGGUUAGAUAUUCUAAUAAAUAACGCAGGCAUUGGACCUAGUGACAAAUUAACAGCAGACGGCAUGUUGUACACUAUGCAGAUUAACUACUACGGACAUUUCUUGCUGACAAACUUACUGAUUCCUCUAUUGAAAAAGACGGGUACUCUAGAAGACAAGAGCAGGAUAGUGAAUAUCGCAUCACUUCUGCAUCGCACGGGAAAGUACGAAUACGGUAAUAUGAAUUCGCCCGGCAUAAAAUCAAAAUUGAAAAGUUACUCGGAUAGUAAAUUGUGCUUGUUACUAUUCGCCCAGGAAUUGGUUAGAAGAUUGGAGGGCAGUAAUGUGAUCGUACACUCGGUUGACCCCGGUGGAGUUGCCACUGCGAUUUAUGAAAAAGGUUUUGGAAAGUCCGUGGGUUCUUUGAUUAAGCUGUGGCUCAAUAUUUUUUGGAAGACUCCUUGGCAUGGAGCGCAGACUGCAAUACAUGCUGCAGUCGCAGAAAGUGUACGUGAUACAAGCGGGAAACUGUUUAGGGAUUGCAAGGAAAUUGCAGCUCAUGAUUCAGUCUACGAUACGAAGGCAGCUAAAACACUUUGGGAUGAGUCCGAGAAACUCGUUCAAUUGAAUUCAAUUGAUGAGAGUUAAACGGUGGUGUUUUUUACUAACGUGUUUACGUUUAAUAAAAUUCAACUUAAAUAUUUUAUAGAACGCUUCAUUUAUUGAUAAAUUCAUAUUUCAGAUUCGGUUAGUAUAUAUUUUCAAAACGACAGUACAAAUUAAUCAUAAGCAUUAUGCGCGCAUAUUGAGUGUUGAUUUAUUACGUUAAUGUUAUC